AUGCCAUCAAUGUACUGGAUGGAAACCCAUGUGUCAUGUGAAUAGACAUGACAAAAACAGCCCUCGUUAAAUUACUUUUGGCAAUAGUGAUCACAUUCAUUUUAAUUUUGCCAGAUUAUUUCAAGACACCAAAAGGAAACAUGUUGGAGCUAUCAUGUCUGGAAGUGUGUUUACAACCUAAUCUCACCUAUUCCCUCUCCUCCUUAAAUUUUUCUUUCAUGACUUUUCUGCAACCCAUAAGGGAAACUCAGACUAUGAUGAGAAUCUUUCUAAAUCACUCCAACUUUCAAAACUUCACCAGGAUUUGCCAAGACAUCACAAGUGACUUUAAAAUGUGUUCCUUAUGUUUGGUUUGUGAGUCCGAAGGAAACAUGGAUUUGAUUUCUCAGGAACAAACCUCAAAUGUUCUUAUCAUGAGAGGAUCAAUGGAAGCGAAGACAAGUGAUUUUCAUUCACCUUGUCAACAUUUUAACUUCACUGUAGCUCCUACAGUUGACCACUUGGAAGAAUAUAACGUUACCUGCGAUCUAAAAAACCACACUAGAAGGUCAGCAAACAUGAAGGAGGAUCCAACCAAGGAAAAGGCUAUAAACCACACUUGUAGAAUUAUGAACUACCCGGAUAAUUGUAUACACAUCUCUUUGCACCUAGAAAUGGAUGCAAAAAAUUUCUCUUGUUCCAUGAAGAUCACUUGGUAUAUUUUAAUAAUGUUAGUUUUCAUAUUUUUGCUCGUCCUUGUUAUUCACAAAAUAUUUGAAGACCAUAGACGAGUGCGGAGGUGGCAGAGUUAUAAAUACAAACCUUCAUCUGUUCUCUUCAGAGGAAGUGGUUCUGAGAAAGUUCAAACAUUGAACAUGAGAGUGAUUUCAGAGACCAUGCAGAGGCUGCCGUUGACGGAGAUCAAGGAAACGCUGGCUCCAAUACCAGAACUAGAAGUUCUUUCCACGGUGCAUCAGUACCAUCAGUAUACACGAACAUCCUUCUGAAUUCUUCUGGACAAUUUGGACCAAACCUUUUUUAAGAAUACUCAUUAUUUUAUUUUGGGAAUGAGUUAACUGGUGAAUACAUAUAUGAGACCAGCUGAGAAUGCACAAAAGGAAAUAGCAGGAAUACUGGCUGUUUGGUGAAAACUAGCUGGAGAGUACUCAUUGGACCCAAGAGAUCAAGGAAAUGAGAGUUUUGUCAGAGAGCCAAAUGAGUCAUGGAAAUAAGCUGAUGAAACCCAUGGAAAUAACAAGAGAAUGUUUAUUCUUCUUUGUUAUCCAUCAUUAUACAGCUUACAAUAGUCCCAAUAUUUUGAUUUUUGAGGAAUCAAUAACAGGAUCAAGGCAGAUUCUGACUUGAUAGGUUUUCCUGUACAAAUUGAUUGUUUCUUUUCAGCAAGUUACUUUAGAGGGCCUGGGUUGUUUGUUUAUACAUUUAUUUGGAUUUAUAAAUCUUGCCUCUUUUUGGCACUUAGGAUGUUUUAAAAAAAAUUCAAAGGUACUAAAAUGAAAUGAAUUUAAGUGAAAUAUUAAAUGAAACUUGAAUAUUUAAAUCUAAUAGCAAAAUGUUUCCUCUGAUUCUUGUAGCUUUCAUAUUUUUGUAGCUAUGUUGAUGUCAACAAUAUUUAUAGUUAUUAAUUACAAUAAAAGCACAUAUAGAUAAGAGGGCAGCUCCUAACAUUGAAAAAUAUAAACACACCUUACCAGAGUUAAGGUGGAAUUUAAUCUCCUGGCAUCGUUUGUUUAAAAUUGCUUAGCUGAGCAGAUUUCCAGAGUUUAACUGGAAGGUCAAGUUUACUAUUUAGCAACUUAAUAGAAAUGAAUGUUUCAGCACACAGAAGUUUUUCUGUUACUUCAUUUUUUUUUUUUUGCCAGAUCACAAACUGAGAUUCUAAUUGUAAAAUUUAGGUUUGAAGAUUUGGCAACUGGAAGUCUACUAGUCUCACUUUUUCUUACCCAUGUCCCUGAUGAAUGGGUGAGUCAGGCUCAGGUCUGGGAUAUUCAACAGAAGUUUAAGGGUAUCACACCCCAUGAGGUACGGUUAUUAUACAAUUUCUGAGAAGCCAAAUUAUCACUUUCUUUCUCAUCUCUAUUAUGUUCAGACUAAUGACAUGGAAAUCAAUGAGAACUUGGCUUACAAAAGACAUAAAUUAAACUUCAACUUCUGUUAAAUUGUGUCAGAUUUCUGGAAGCUAACUUAUUUAUUAAAAUAAAAGACUUAGAUACCGUGAAGCAGUCAAAGAUGUAAAUGGCCUGCUGUCUGCCCACAAAGGUUUACAAUCUGGUAGAAGAGGCAGGACGUUCAUACCACUAUUGUAAUACUAGACACAAUAGAGCAAGAUGAGUGUGUCAUUAACAGACUCCACGCUUCCUACUGAGAAUUCACGGGCCUGUAGGAUCACUUCCAGUUGGAGGGAAUCAGGGUGGCUUCUCAAGAAAGUGGCUUUUGAGCAGUGUAGAAGCUGGCUUUUCCUGAUCUCAGAAUAGGUAAAAUCCCCCAAGUAUAUACUUUCUCAUGUCUCAUAGCCCUUUUCAUGUCUGUUAUCUACAAUUAUUUUUGUGGUUAUUCAUUAAUUUCUGUCUCCUUCUAUAGACGGGUUCUACUUACCACCGUAUCUCUGGCAGCUGGCAUGAUGCUUGGCUCACAGUAGGUUCUUAAUAAAUAUAUAUUGGAUAAAAACUCUUUACUGAACCCCUUAUACAUCAGGCACAUGCCUUGUAUACUUUCAUUUCUUCCUCACAAGGACUCCUUGAAGCAGGUGUCAUUAUCCCUGAGGAAGCUGAGGCCAGAGGAGCUCACCAAUUUGCCUUUGGUCUCAGGGCUAAUAUGUGAAUUCAGUCCUAGGUCUAUUGGGCUGCAAAGCCUGUGCUACUCCCUGUAUAAGCACCACAUACUGUGGGGUAGAGAUGGGCAAAGGGAACACAACAUUUGGAGGAGGUGCCUGAGAAAAGGGGCUCCAACUGAGAGGACCAGCAAUGCACUCUUCCAGGCCUGCAAAGAUGCUCGGUUAACCAUGGCCUUGAAGAAGACAUCUGACUGAAACUGCUGCAUGGUUGCUGGUCCUGCGUGUCUCCCUUAGCCUGGUAGCUCUGCUCUCCUCCCUACCCAACUGGAUCCAAUAAAAAGGAAUCUGUCGUCCUUGGUGCCCGGUGUGAUUCAUGGCUUCCAAUCUCACCACUGACUCUGGCUUUUAGCACUCCCUGCUUUUCAAUUGGUACCAAAUCUGACCUUGACUGACCCUGUGCCCCUUCCCUAUGACUUGUAGCCUAGUGUGCAUCUGUGGCUUUCACCGCAGGCUUUCUCCCCAGCUGUGACCCACACUCACCUCCUCGACCUCUGUGUCCUGCUGAGGAGCAGGAUCCUAGCUCUCCAUGCAAGUGAAUUCAGGUGUAGAUUGGAGAGGCCAGAGAAGAAACAUGGCACCAUGUCAGAAGGCUGCCAGAAUUGUCCAGUCAUUAAGUGGACACAGUGGAAUUAAAGCGACAGAUAGAGAAGAGGAUCUGAAGGGAGAAUUGGUGGUACAAGGCAAAUGAUUUGAUGCAAGGGUGGGAGUGAGGACGGAGCAGGAAAAAGGGAAGAGAAGAGACACAGAUGGCAACCUUCUGGAUUUAUGUGUGGGGGAAACAAUAUUGCCCAUACUUAUAGCUGCUAAUUUGGGUUUCCAGAAGAACUUUCAUUUUCUACAAGAUUCCCUUCAAACUCGACUUUCGCCCAAGCCUUAAGUUCUACUCUCUCCCUUCCAAUACUUGUCAUCCUGGGCGAGCAGUGAUUCUUCAGACUGCCUUGCUCCUCCUUACCUCUUUUCUGACUGUGUCAUUUGCCCCUUCCUUCCAUCUGUAGAAAUCCUCUCCACCCUGCAGAGGCAGAGCAGCUAGCUACCUUGUCCAAGGAGCCUCCCCUGCUCACCCCAGUUAGAAUAAUGUCUCUUUUCUGUGUUUCCCUAAGAUUUAGUCCUCUUACCACAGUACUUUUCACAUCCAACCUCAUACAUCAACUACUUGUAUUCAUGUCUGUUUCCCCACCAGUUUGUGAGACUGGGAACCGCAUCUCUGUAGCUUCUGAGUCCCCAGUGACCAGGACUCACUUCUCCAUACCUACUCAUCUUGGUUAAUGGAUUUUCACAGAUGUUGGUUGCAAAUUCAGCAUAGUGGUUACCUCUCAGGGGAUGGGAUUAAAUAUCGAUAUACCAGUGAUUUCUAACACAAUGGUAACGUUCUUUUAUAAACUUGGUGCUGGGUAUAUGACAGCUUGUUUUGUUAUGAUUCAUAUAACUUACAUAUAUCUUAAAAUAUACUUUUGUACUUACUCGAUAUUUA
Hipposideros armiger (great roundleaf bat) is the source of this 4301-nucleotide messenger RNA. RefSeq names its product transmembrane protein 156 (gene TMEM156). The coding region runs from base 48 to 986 and encodes 312 amino acids. The transcript is spliced from 7 exons. The record is from RefSeq and is a predicted model, not a curated record. Lineage: Eukaryota; Metazoa; Chordata; Mammalia; Chiroptera; Hipposideridae.